Messenger RNA from Xenopus laevis (African clawed frog), 834 nucleotides. It is a transcript of the gene fbxo36.L, whose product is annotated as F-box protein 36 L homeolog. Lineage: Eukaryota; Metazoa; Chordata; Amphibia; Anura; Pipidae. Bases 39 to 695 code for a protein of 218 amino acids. The transcript is spliced from 4 exons. The record is from RefSeq and is a predicted model, not a curated record.
CCUCCGGUUGCCGUGGAAACCGCAAAGAGCGUCUCAAGAUGGCGGCCGUGUUGCCGACGAUUUUAUACAAAUGUGAUGGGCAGGCUCCAGCCCCCAGUAAGGACUUCUAUCAUCUUAUUGUCACACGUACAGAGAUCAUUAUGAGAUACUGGAAAAUAUCUCUCAGAAAUGAAUUCCGAGGAGCCAGACCAGGGGAGGUCAAAGAGUCUCACCAGGACUUUGUGGAUGACCCAACGCUGCAAGCACAGAUUGCUAUCAUCUUUGGCCAGAAAACCCUGCAUUACGUGCUAAACCUGUGCAAAGGUUCCUAUGAUUACCUUGAGCGACUGUCUGAGCCAUUGCUUCUUUAUAUAAUGACUUUCCUGGAACUAGAGGACAUUACCCUUCUCUCUCAAGUAUCUCACACCUUUCAGAAGCUGUGCAACUCAGACAGACUGUGGGAGCACAUUGUGGAGAGCUCCUGCGACAAAGUCACCCCCGAGAUGAGGGCUCUAGCGCAAGACAUCGGCUGGAAGCAGCUCUUCUACACCAACAAACUGCAGCUGCAGUUACAGCUCCGGAGGCGAAGGACGAGAGAUGGAGACAGAAUUACUCUGAGUUGCCAUUACCCACCAUCUUCCCUGCCAGAGAAGCCUGCAGAGCAUUAUGGGAAACUGGAGUGUGGCCUCGCAGCCGGUGCCAAUGAGAGUAUUUAGCACAGUUACAGUCAUCCAUAUGCCAUUUGCCUGUGUGUGUGUGUGUGUGCACAUCCAUAUCAGUCUAAUAGUUUCAUUUAUCUAUCAAUCAAUUUGCAACAAUGUGUCUCUCCACUGAUAAAAUUGCAACAAUGUGUCU